Messenger RNA from Wallemia ichthyophaga EXF-994, 1362 nucleotides. Its product is annotated as putative phosphomevalonate kinase. Gene Ontology annotation, biological process: ergosterol biosynthetic process; isopentenyl diphosphate biosynthetic process, mevalonate pathway. Bases 1 to 1362 code for a protein of 453 amino acids. The transcript is spliced from 6 exons. NCBI's taxonomy places the organism in Eukaryota, Fungi, Basidiomycota, Wallemiomycetes, Wallemiales, Wallemiaceae. The record is from RefSeq and is a predicted model, not a curated record. Gene Ontology annotation, cellular component: peroxisome. Gene Ontology annotation, molecular function: ATP binding; phosphomevalonate kinase activity.
AUGGCAGAUACCAGGUUGUGCGUUAGCGCACCAGGAAAAGUCUUGAUAGCGGGAGGGUAUUUGAUAUUAAGUAAGGAGUACAGUGGUGUAGUACUUAGUACAGAGGCUAGAUUCUACACGUAUAUAGAGAGUUGUGAUGAUGAAGAUAUAAAGGUUAUUUCCCCGCAGUUUGGCAGCGAAUGGAUCUACGAUAGCAAUAUUAAGCAAAUAAAUACUGAACAACAGAAUGACUUUGUCCAAUUAGCUUUGGAGGAAGUCAGUAAAUACAUCGAAUAUAAACAUGAUAGUUCAAUGAAAGGGCUAAGAAUCGUUAUAGCUGCUGACAACGACUUCUACUCGCAACGUGCUUACCUGAGGAGUAAGCAGCUCGAUGCGACAUAUCGCAACCUUCAAGCAGUACCUAAACUCAAUAAAGAUCUCAAAAAUAUAAAUAAAACCGGUCUUGGAAGCAGUGCUGCAUUGAUAACAUCACUCGUUGGCUCAUUGUUACUACGUUAUAAUAGUGUAUCAAAGGAGUUUACCGAUAAUGACAAACAACUUGUGCACAAUCUAGCUCAAUAUAUUCACUGCAGAGCUCAAGGUAAAGUUGGAUCGGGAUUCGAUGUAUCUGCAGCUGUUUUUGGUAGCCAUACCUACUCCAGAUUUGAUCCUGCAACUAUCAAUGACCUAAUCGAUCAGUAUACAUCCGGUGAAAUGAUUGAUAGCAUCGUCAAUAAGGGUUGGGAUAGUCUUGUUGACAAGAUUGCUUUACCUUAUGGUGUAUCCAUGCAUUUGGCUGAUAUUGAGUAUGGAUCUCAUACGCCUAGCCUUGUGAAGAAGGUGAAUGAAUGGAAGUCAAAAAAUUUGGAUCAGGCAAAUGAGCUAUAUAAAUCUUUGGAUAUCAGUAACAAGCAAUUGGCUGGACUUCUAGUUGCUUUAAAUAAAUCAUACGAAACAAACCAAGACGGCUACUUGCACGCUUUAGAUUACUUAUCCAAUUUAAUACCCAGCGAGUGGUUAAAAGAUGAAAGCAAUAGCGUCGUGAAUCAAUUUGUCGAUCUGAAAUUGACACUACAAAAUAUCCGUGCUACAUUCAGAACGCUUUCUGCGAAAGCUGACGUACCUAUCGAGCCAAUACAACAGACGAGGCUAUUGGAAGCCUGCUCGGAGAUCAAGGGUGUCAUAGGUGGAGGCGUACCAGGAGCGGGUGGAUAUGAUGCUAUAUACUUAUUAGCAAUAAGCUCAACACAAACGGCAAACGAAAUAGAGAGCAAGUGGUUGAAAUGGGACGAGUUGAGUGUCAGUCCACUAGUUUGUGGUGAAGGAUUUCAAGGUAUCAAGAAUGAGGAUGCAUUUGAUAUCAGUAGACUGCUAGGUACUUGA